AUGGGCUGGGGGUUUGGUUGGCUUACUCCUUCUCCCAGGGCGUAUUUCGUGGCCCUGGUGGCGGACAUGAGCACCGCGAGGGGGAGUAGGCACGCGGUCUUCAUUAUCGCAGUCUGGACUGUGGUCUGCGGACUUGGAUGCGGGAGAACCUGCGACGAUGUGUUGUCCUUGAGGGAGUCGUUGAACCUUUAUGAUGCGGCGGCGGCGACAUUGAGCAGAUAUCCUGCGCGGCCACUGCCGAUCGGCCUGUGCCUUGCGCGAUUCACUACGGGGCCCGUGAUGACCUCAGUCUUGGCUAAUGAAGUAAGUGAGCCCUUUUUCACCAUUCGCCAUGGGGAAGCAGAUGACAGCCCUCAUCAACUCAGGGCGAUGGACAGUGCUGUGGGGAGGGCAUGA
Messenger RNA from Purpureocillium lilacinum, 396 nucleotides. Lineage: Eukaryota; Fungi; Ascomycota; Sordariomycetes; Hypocreales; Ophiocordycipitaceae. The record is from RefSeq and is a predicted model, not a curated record.